AUGUUGUUCACAAAACUCAGUAAUAUAGUAAUGGGCAAUAAAGAGCAUUGCAUUAGUCUGGGGCAACAUGAUUCAUUGAGUAUCUACAUGUUAAACGUGAUGAAAUUCACGUAUACCCCAGCUAGUAUAUUACAACACGGAUACAAGGGAUUUACAAGCGGGGGCACCAUGUGCGCUCAAUUGGACAAAUUUGACAUCUGUGCCAAAAUAGCGGACACGCAAAAGAGCGAGAUCAACUUAUUUCACGUGUUUGACGAUCUGAUUGGCCAAAAUAUACUAUACGUCACACACGAUGACCAGGUGUACGGCCUCGGGUCCAACCGAUUUGGGUCGUUAGGCCUGGGACACAGUCGGCCCGUCGACACCCCUACGCUCAUACCCGAACUAACGCAACAGGGUGUACAACAUUUUGUGAUCGGGGGCGAUUUCGCACUGGCACUGACUCGGGAGCACCAGAUGUACAGUUGGGGUCACAACUAUUGGUCGGAGUUGGGCCGGGAGGGCGCGCCCGGCGAGCACAAUGUGUACCUCAAACCCGAACUCAUAGCCUAUUUUGCGGACAAAACAAUUCGGUCAGUAGUGUGCGGCGCCCACCACUCCCUGGCGCUUGACUCCGACGGCUAUGUCUACGGCUGGGGUGACGACAGUUGCGGCCAAAUCGGCCGCGGAUUAGUGGCCGACCCCAGAGCGCCCGAUACGCUCACAGCCCGGCCGACAAGCAACUCGUCGUUCGCCGUGACGGCAGAGGGGGGCCGAGUGUACAGCUGGGGCGAGAACUACAUGUCCUGUUUAGGCCAUAAGGGCUCAGGUAUGGAGCCCCGGGUGGUUACCGCUCGACUCAUAUCCCACAUGAAUAGCGUGGAGACCGUGUGCUCCAGCGGUUGUACCACAUAUUUCCUACGGGCCGAUGGCCUAGUAUCAUUUUGCGGCGGCUACGAGAAUGACCGUGGUGAACCCAUGCGACAGACCAGCCCCAGACAGUUGGGUAGGAAAGUGCACUUUAGAGACCUCCAGGCCAUCGCUGGCUACAAGAAGGACAUCUCGUUUGUGAUUGGCUUAAAAGACAAUACGGUUUACAAGAUUUUGGACACCAAUACUGUGGUUAAGACCGGUUUUGAGUCGUUUUAUCACUUCUACGCCAAUGAAUAUCAGUUGACAUUCAAGACUAUGAGACUAAAUGAAUGUAAUUCUGCGGUUUAA
Messenger RNA from Medioppia subpectinata, 1200 nucleotides. The record is from the annotation of a GenBank genome assembly. Lineage: Eukaryota; Metazoa; Arthropoda; Arachnida; Sarcoptiformes; Oppiidae.